This is a messenger RNA of Hypoxylon trugodes, 861 nucleotides long. RefSeq lists its product as uncharacterized. Lineage: Eukaryota; Fungi; Ascomycota; Sordariomycetes; Xylariales; Hypoxylaceae. Gene Ontology annotation, molecular function: structural constituent of ribosome; rRNA binding. The transcript has 3 exons. Gene Ontology annotation, biological process: positive regulation of translational fidelity; translation. Bases 135 to 710 code for a protein of 191 amino acids. The record is from RefSeq and is a predicted model, not a curated record. Gene Ontology annotation, cellular component: cytosolic small ribosomal subunit.
UUUCUAUCUUUCUAACCUUUGGUUCCAUCUUUUUUCUUAAUCCUAUUCUAAUUUCGCGACUCCCACGACAACCUCUUUUUUCCCUCUCUUUUCUUCGUUCCCUCAUCACCCAACGAAGACAAUUGAGUCGCAUCAUGGCACCUUUGUCUUACUCCAAGACCGCUAAGGUCCCCCGUCGCCCUUUCGAGGCCGCCCGUCUUGAUUCCGAGUUGAAGCUCGUCGGAGAGUACGGUCUACGAAACAAGCGUGAGGUCUGGCGUGUCCAGCUCACCCUCUCCAAGAUUCGUCGUGCUGCCCGUCAGCUUCUUACCCUCGACGAGAAGGACCCCAAACGUCUCUUCGAAGGCAAUGCCCUCAUUCGUCGUCUUGUCCGUGUCGGUGUGCUCGACGAGUCCCGCAUGAAGCUCGAUUACGUGCUUGCCCUUAAGGUCGAAGAUUUCUUGGAGCGUCGCCUACAGACCUGUGUCUACAAGCUCGGUCUCGCCAAGUCCAUCCACCACGCCCGUGUCCUCAUCCGCCAGCGCCACAUCCGUGUCGGCAAGCAGAUCGUCAACGUUCCCUCCUUCAUUGUCCGUCUCGACUCCCAGAAGCACAUUGACUUCUCUUUGACCUCGCCGUUUGGUGGUGGCCGCCCUGGUCGUGUACGCAGAAAGAAGGCUAAGGCCGCCGAGAAGAAGGAUGACGGCGAGGAGGAGGAAGAGGAAGAGUAAACUUAUCGCAUUCCAUGCAUGAUAUGGAUAGCUAGGCGGUGGGGAAAAACUCUUUACAUUAUGAUGGUAUGAGAAAACUUAGGUCAUACCUCAAGGCGUUAGGCCAGGGAAAUCGGAAUGCAUGAAGAACUUUCACCACCGUUUGAUAAAU